AUGCAGUACGAACGUCAGAUUGACGAGACGACGGAUUUGUCCACCCUCACGGACCAGGAGAUUAUGCGGCUCAUGGAGGGUAUGGAUGCCAGUGUUAUGAACAAGCCGUUGAUCACCGGGCCGGUUCACCUCCUCGCCAUCAAGGGCGAGUACCUAAACGGUUCAACCGAGGUACUUCGCAAGCUCGAGUGGCUGCAAGACAAUGGAUGGGACCAAGUGUGGCGUGCCCGCGGCGACGGCGACUGCUUCUACCGCUCUGAUCCGGCCUUCACCCUUGCCUACCUCCUUCAUAUCCUGUACUCGUCGACCCGCAGCGACGACGCAUCGAAAGCACUCAAGGCCAUCCACGAUACUAUGCCGACGAUGGCGUCCGUCGGGUUCCAGCAAGACCUGGUGGACGAAUUCGUCGAGCCACUAAUCUCGAUUAUUUCGUCAUUAGUUGACCCGCCGCCUGGACAAGAGCCGACCGAAUUCUCACUCCUCGAAGUCCUGCAGGACCCCGAGAAGAGCAACUCCAUUGUCGUCGCUCUUCGCCUCAUGACGGCCGCAUACAUCCGCACCCAUCCAGAUGACUUUGCCCCCUUCCUUUUCUCGCCAUCCACCUUGGAGCCUGUGUCGCCGGAACAGUUCUGCCGCGAAGAGGUCGAGCCGUGCGGUAAAGAGGCCGACCACGCACAGAUCAUGGCCCUCGCGGCUGCGCUUGCUGUCCCUGUUCGCGUUGCUUAUCUCGACCGCUCAGAGGUUAGCACGGAUGUCAUCAACUGGGUCGAAUUUGGCAAUGCUGCCGCUAACGACGAGAGCAGCCUCACCCUGCUGUACCGCCCGGGACACUUCGACGUCGUCACGAAGGACCAGAUGGUCGAGGCGCUGGCGAGAAGCAGCGGCCACGCUGGGCCCUCGGGUGUGCAUGCGGGACCUUCUGGCUCGGCGCCCUCCGGCUCGGCACCCUCUGGCUCGGCGCCCUCCGGCUCGGCAUCCUCUGGCACGGCGCCCUCCGGCACCGCCCCUUUCGGAUCGGCGUCCGAGCCUUCUGCGAGCUCGUCGACUGUCCCCACCGAACGAGUCUCGAGCUCAGACGAGGACGCGCCCGCGCAGUCGGCGGUCUCGGCCACAAACGUGCCUUUGUCCCAAGAGGCUCCCCCGCCCGUGCCGCAGCCUGCGGCUGUGUUCCAGAGCGCGCCCUGA
This is a messenger RNA of Cutaneotrichosporon cavernicola, 1185 nucleotides long. RefSeq lists its product as uncharacterized. Gene Ontology annotation, biological process: protein K48-linked deubiquitination. Lineage: Eukaryota; Fungi; Basidiomycota; Tremellomycetes; Trichosporonales; Trichosporonaceae. The transcript has 4 exons. The record is from RefSeq and is a predicted model, not a curated record. Gene Ontology annotation, molecular function: cysteine-type deubiquitinase activity; ubiquitin binding. Gene Ontology annotation, cellular component: nucleus. Bases 1 to 1185 code for a protein of 394 amino acids.